Molecule: messenger RNA, 1301 nt
Organism: Varanus komodoensis (Komodo dragon)
Lineage: Eukaryota; Metazoa; Chordata; Lepidosauria; Squamata; Varanidae
Product: dual specificity testis-specific protein kinase 2-like
Exons: 8
Coding region: 3-956 (317 amino acids)
Biological process (GO): protein phosphorylation; actin cytoskeleton organization
Cellular component (GO): cytoplasm; nucleus
Molecular function (GO): protein serine/threonine kinase activity; ATP binding
Source: RefSeq, a predicted model, not a curated record
CCAUGUGUGAGAUGGGGCUGGUCUCCCCAGAGCUGUCCAGCCAGACGCCGUACUACGGGGAGCCGCCGGACGCCUAUUGCCACGAUGACCGGUGGCAGAGGCUGCGCACGGCUGUGAGGAAGCUGGAAUUCUGGGAGAACUUCGACGCUGAAUUGAUCGGCAGCGGGUUCUUCUCCAAAGUCUUCAAGGUGGUUCAAAGUGCUGGCGGCAAAGCGAUGGUGGUGAAAAUUUACAAGAACGACGCGGACCAGGAGGGGAUUGUGCGUGAGAUCAGCUUGCUGCAGAAGCUCUCCCACCCCAACAUUGUCCGGUACCUCGGGAUCUGCGUGAAGGAUGACAAGCUCUACCCAAUUCUGGAGUACGUCAACGGAGGCUGCCUGGAAGAGCUGUUGGCAUGCAAAGACAUCGCCCUCAGCUGGAAGGAGAAGGUCGACCUGGCUUCGGACAUCAGCCGAGGGAUGGUCUAUCUGCACUCCAAAAAUAUCUACCACCGGGACCUCAACUCAAAGAACUGCCUCAUCCGAGUGACGCAGCGGGGGCGGGAAGCCCUGGUGGCGGACUUCGGCCUGGCCAAGGAGGUGCUGGAGCUUCCGGCCAAGGACCCCGGGAGGAAGCUGUCGCUGGUGGGGUCCGCUUUCUGGAUGGCCCCUGAGAUGCUGCGGGGGGAGCCGUACGACCGGAAGGUGGACGUCUUCUCCUUUGGCAUCGUCCUAUGUGAGAUCCUGGGAAGGAUUCCAGCCGAUCCCGAGGUGCUGCCCCGGACCCAGGAUUAUGGCCUGGACGUGGCUGCCUUCCAAGACAUGAUCGGCGGAUGCCCCACGCACGUCCUGGACCUCGCGGCCAGCUGCUGUCGAGUGGAAGCGUUCAAGCGCCCGUCGUUCCCCGAGCUCCUGGAGGAACUGGAAGACAUGGCCGAGCGGCUGGAGGCCACGACAGAGCACCAGGCCCCUGGCUGACGUGCCUGCCCGGGACGCGGCCUGCAAGAGUCCCUGUGCAGCUAAGAAGCGGUGGGUGAGUGGGGGGAGGAGGACCCCCCCGCGAUGAUUCCGAGGCUGCCUUGUCCCACUCACCCUGCACAGACGGACCCCACACGGACUGAGCGGGAGGGGGCACUGUCUCGCUCACCGGCCAGCCGCAGCCCCUGGCCAUCCCAUCAGCUCCAGUUUCUCACAGAGUGAGCAGAAGGUGCUGCAAGCAUCGGGGGGGGGAAUCCUCCCCCCUCCAACCCACGCAAAGGCCUUCGGGGUGUGGAUUUAGACCGCUUCGGCCAGCGAGGCAAGCAGCAGAGGGAGGCUGGCGCA